AUGGGGAUGGUGCGGGCGGCGUGGUUUCUGCUCCUGUCGGCGCUGCUCGCGGCGGCGGACGCAAGGAGGCAGAAGGGCGGCGAGACGGCCUGCGACAAGGGGUGGGAGUGCAGCGGCAGCAGGUUCUGCUGCAACGAGACCAUCACCGACUACUUCAAGGCCUACCAGUUUGAGGAGCUCUUCGCCAAGCGCAACAACUCCCUCGCCCACGCCGCCGGCUUCUGGGACUACCGGGCCUUCAUCACCGCCGCGGCCCUCUACGAGCCUCGCGGGUUCGGCACCACCGGCGGCAGGGAGAUGAGCAUGAAGGAGGUCGCCGCCUUCCUGGGCCACGUCGGCGCCAAGACCUCGUGUGGAUAUAGUCUAGCUGACGGUGGUUCAUUGGCUUGGGGUCUUUGCUACAACCAUGAAAUGAGCCCAAGCCAGAGCUACUGUGACGACAGCAAUGAAUUAUACCGUUGUGCUGAAGGAGUUGAGUACUAUGGUCGAGGCGCCCUUCCUGUUUACUGGAACUACAACUAUGGUAUUGUGGGUAAGGGUAUCAAGCAGGAUCUGUUGAAGCACCCAGAGUUAUUGGAACAGAAUGCCACGCUAGCGUUUGAAGCAGCGAUCUGGAGGUGGAUGACUCCAAUGAAGAGGAAGCAGCCAUCAGCCCAUGAUGUCUUUGUUGGCAACUGGAAACCAACCAAGAAAGACACUUUGUCCAAGAGGUAUCCUGGCUUCGGUGCGACAAUGAACAUUUUGUAUGGUGAUGCCAUCUGUGGGAUAACAAGUGUUGGAGUUCAGAGGCAUAUUCUUACAGCACUACAGAAUAUAGAUGGAUGGAUAUUUACCACUGAAGCGGCUUAUCCAAGUGCCUGCUUGGGGACCGUCAGCUGGGAACCACACAUGGACCUGGAUAGCCAGGGCACCAGCAACCAUUACUGGCAUUCAAACAAGGCGAGCAGGAAGGGGAUGGAGCUCACCAACACCCCCCAUCUUGCCUCCUCCAGCUUCUUCUUCUCCAGCUGCAGUCCUUGCGCCUGCAGAACUGGGAAGGCUGUGAUAACAGCGUUUGCUGCUGGUAGUAGGUGCAGUGCUGAUUCUAUUUAUGCAUGCCCAGAGCCCAUUGAACAGCAUAAUGUAGACAGCCUUUCAGGUCCUGCAAAUACCCAAUGUUAUAGAAGGAGAGAUUUUGCUGCUGUUGCUCUGCUCCCUUUUCUACUUCCUCAUGUUGAUAUGGCGAGUGCGGCUGACUCAUAUGAUGGAUCAAUUAUUCAAAACGGUGUGAGGAAUGUCUUAUCCAAGGUGAAAGCAGCUGGCGUGCUUCGUUUGGUUUUCCAUGAUGCAGGGACUUUUGAUAUUAGUGACAAAUCAGGUGGCAUGAAUGGCUCCAUAAUCUAUGAAGCUGACAGACCUGAAAAUGCAGGACUUAGUAAAUCCUUAAAGAUACUACGAAAAGCAAAAGAAGGAAUCAACCAGGUUCAGCAAGUGUCAUGGGCGGACUUGAUCGCAGUGGCUGGUGCUGAAGCAGUUGCACUCUGUGGAGGGCCUGAAAUUCCCAUACGAUUAGGCCGUUUAGAUUCCAGCACUGCUGAUCCUACUGGUAAACUUCCUGAAGAAACAUUGGAUGUGGUGGCCUUGAAAACAUCAUUUGGCAAAAAGGGCUUUUCGACACAGGAGAUGGUCGUUUUGUCUGGAGCUCACACAAUUGGGGGUAAAGGAUUUGGAAAUCCAAAUGCUUUUGAUAACGCCUAUUUCAAAGUACUCCUUGAGAAGCCACGGCCAACUUCAUCUGGCAUGCCGAUAGGGCUGCCCACAGAUUGGGCACUCACUGAAGAUGAUGAAUGCUUAAGGUGGAUCAAUAUCUAUGCAAAGGACCAGGAUAAAUUUUUCGCCGACUUCAGAGAUGCAUAUACCAAGCUUGUAAACAGCGGAGCCUCGUGGAGAACAGCUUAG
This is a messenger RNA of Triticum turgidum subsp. durum (durum wheat), 1938 nucleotides long. NCBI's taxonomy places the organism in Eukaryota, Viridiplantae, Streptophyta, Magnoliopsida, Poales, Poaceae. The record is from the annotation of a GenBank genome assembly.